CUUUCGGCAUGGAAAAGUGUCGAUUUCGGGAGCAGGAGAGCGGCUGAGCACGGUGCCGUACGCAUACUUGAGAGAAAAGACCGCAUACCGGGUGCGUUGAGAAUGUAUCGCGCGACUUUGGGAGACCAUGGAUCCCGUGCGAUAACGAAUAGGCUUAACAGGCUCAUCGGGGUCCGUUGGAUGAGGUAUAUAUAUCGUCCCCAACGUCCGCUGUUGAUCCAACUUCUUGAGACCACUUCUCAUCGCAAAGCCAGAAAGGCAAAUCUCUUUGGUCCAACCUGCAUAAAUCCACCAGGCUUUGAAGGAAACCAGGCAUCCAAGGAAAAAUCACGCAAAGAAAACCUCUCACAAUGCAUCUCAAAAUCGCGGCCAUCGGCAUUUUCUUUUCCACCAUUCUCGCCUCACCCACCCCUGUCGCUGAGGCGCCCAAUGUGGCACCGCCACAGAUCACCACCCACUCCAGGCGUAUCCCGCUCGCAUGCCACACACACACCACGAGCUUGUACCCAAUGACCUGUCCCGACCCACGAGAGACAUCCGACUGCAUCGUGCUCCCGUGUAUCAUGAACGAGACUCGAACGCUCCCUUGUCACACGAAGCAUUGCCCAACUACGCCAACCCAGACGCAGUGGUUGCCAUGUCCGACCGGAUGUAGAAAGGGGUGCGAAACAAGCACUGUGUACGAAAAGGCCAUUUGCACCGCUUAGAGGCCUAACACACAUGCUUUAGCUUUGAACGGAUGCAAGGAAAUCCGUAGGAAAGACGUGGGGUUUUUGGUAUUGAGGGGUGGGCUAUCGAGCGCCAUGACGGUAAUGAACGUGACAUGUUUUAUUAUAUGAAUUUUCAGCAACUUUGUUUUAAACCUUUUAUAUAGGAGACGCAACUGGCAAUUCAGGGCAACGCGUGGUUAUCAAUGAUAUCAAAAGCGAUUUCAAAGUAAUCAA
Molecule: messenger RNA, 944 nt
Organism: Coccidioides immitis RS
Lineage: Eukaryota; Fungi; Ascomycota; Eurotiomycetes; Onygenales; Onygenaceae
Exons: 2
Coding region: 351-707 (118 amino acids)
Source: RefSeq, a predicted model, not a curated record